AUGGCGCCCGCCGCCCGCCGCGCCCCUUCCGCCCGCCGCUACCACCGCGCGGGGCGGCCGGGGACAGAGCGGGGAGCGGCGGCCGCGAGCUGCUGCGGGGGGAGCGGGGGCGCGGAGAGCGGCGAGCGGAGAGCAGAUCGCCACCGGGGUAGGGAGUGCGGGGCCGCGCUCGGGGCCGGCCUGCCUGCUCGCCUGCCUACCCGCCCGCUUCUCCCUGCCCUCCCCCCGCGGUGGGGCGGGUGGUGCGGCCCGGCCCGCGCGUCGCGUUGCCAUGGGUGCGGGCGGCGGGCAUGGCCGGCACUGCGGGGCAGGGAGAGCGGGUGGGUGCCGUGCUGUGCUGUGCUGUGCUGUGCUGUGCUGCUGCGGGUCCAAGAAGAUCUGCACAAGCUUAAAGACCAAGUGAAAAACAUCAGCCUGAAAGGAAACGUGAGAGCCGAGGGUAUUGGCGACCUGGAAACAGCAACUGAAAGAACUGAAUCUGGGCUGAGGAAACACACUGAAAACUAUUUAAGUGCUGUAAGCAGAGAAGUGUUAACUAUUUCUGCUGCUGGCAAUGAAGAAGUACGUUCCAAACAGCUGCCCGGAUGGGGGCUCCCACGUGGUGCUUCUGAGAACCAGCUGGUUUUACCACCGGUGCCUGCUGAGCCCAUGACUGCCCAGGCAUGCAGCAAAGCAGCACUGCGCCUUUCUCCAGGUUCACAGAAGCAGCUGGAAAUGGAUGUGAAGAUUAUGCUUGACCCAGAAAACAUCAAUAAGAAAGCUGUUCUGAAACAACAGGGCUAUGAGACCAGGCUGCCACGUAUAACUAAGAGAAAACCUGCUCCUACAAAUAGUCAGAAGGGAGUGAAGGGCCAUACCACCAGCCAACUCUGGGUUUUGCCUGCCUCUCCUCGUGUGGACUCUCCCUUACCCCUGUUAGAACAAGACAUGAAGAAAGAUAUUCUGAGCCUAACUGAACGAAGGCUUAUCCCUCCAGCAGCAAAGAUAACUUUCCAGACACCUCCUGUUGUAUUCAAAGCAGCUCCUCUCCAUGAGUUCCACAGGCAGCACAAGAAGUCAGCUGUAGGAGAGGUUAGUAGUAAGGUGGAACCUGUGAGUACAGAGCCUUCCGCCUUUCCAAGCUCAAAGGAAGCAAGUGGCGGCUCCUCUAGCAAAGGUAAUACUGCACCACUGCUACCCAGCAGCUCCCUGGAUUCGACCAGAAAAUCAAAGCCAGCGCACGCAUACCCGGCUCAACAGCUUCAGUGUGAGCUGCAGGCUGCACAGACACAGGAUCCAUCCCCUGACUGCGACAUUGCUGUUUACCACGGCACUAUAGACCAGACAGCUCCAGGCUUUCUGGCAUUCAAACAACGUUAUUGUUUGUCCUGGGGGAGCGUUGUCCAUUUUCUGGAACACACAGAGAAGCUUCUCAAGGACUACGCUGUGCCAUUGGCGACGAUAAGCUGUCAGAAGUUGGUGGAAGCGGCAUCGGACUUCGUGCUUAACGAGAACCCCACCAAAAGUGACAUACUGUCAGUCAUAAAGAACCAAUCGACUGUGGAAAAGAUUUUAAAUCGACCUGGCCAAAGAUACAAAGGCCAAGGGGGUCCUGAAAUGGCGGCCGUAAAGAUCCAGGCAACGUGGAGGCGUCACCAGGCCAGGAGGGCCUACGUCCGACUCAGGCAGCAGCAGUGGGCAUCAGGUGUGAUUGCCAUUUCUUGGCUCCUGCGUAGUCACAUGGCACGUGUGAAAAAGAGCCUGAAGGAAUCACGUCAGAGACACCUGGAGAAUUUUUACAUCAGGGCCAAGCAUCUGGCAGCCAACUGGAAUCGCAUCAGGACCUCCAGGAGGACUAUUAUCCAUAUCCCAUCAUUAGGAUAUUCCCAGUGCAUCCGUGAACGCACUCCUGAUCUUGCUCUUCAACAGAACUUGCAGCUGGGAAGGCUGUGCGACAUCCUGGAUGCCAACGUGGACGUCAUCUACAUCUGCCCCCUUCAUCUGAGUGAGGAGUUACUGCAGUAUUACAAUAAACUCCUGGGUCUGCAGGCAGCUGUUAGAUCUGGGAACCCUGAGGACAUGAGUGACCUGCAGGACAGGUUCAGAAUUCUCACCCCUGAAGCUAUAAACAGCUUCCCUAGGCAUCACAUGUGCCUAGCCACUCAGCUGAAGUACAGUCCCAAGACGAUCCAAAGAAUUAAAAUCCUUAUCCAGAGCAGAGAUGCCUACAUUAUCGGAGGGGUUCCCCACAAAGAUGAUUUAGCAGUGGCUGACAUGUUAAAUGUGCCGAUAUUGGGCUCAGUGCCAGAAGUGGCCCAUCUCUAUAGUACCAAGUCUGGAAGUAAACGAAUUUUUGCCAGUGCUUAUGUGCCAACCCCUCCUGGAGAGUCUGACAUCUACAGCCACGAACAGCUGAUCGGUGCCCUCAGCCAGCUGGUUGUGGACAACAUGGAAGUGCGGCGCUGGCUGUUUAAAAUGAACGACGAAUAUGGAGGAAAUGGCACUGCCUUCUGUGAUAUCAUCUUGCAUUUGGAGUGCUACCACUGGGUUCUAAAGGAACGCCAGAAGCACAGCCCUGAGACAUGGAGUAAGAAGUGGGCACACGAGCCAGCUUUGGUGAAGAUCUCCCAGGAGCUGCCGGGCCUUUUAGCACAGCACGUACAGCCAGUCAAUGAGAAACGAUUCCCUACAUGGGAAAAAUUCCUCCAAACAUUUCUUAGUCAAGGUGGUGUGAUAGAAGCCUUCCCGCUCUCAGAAAAUGUCACAAACCUUACAGUGGAUAUGCUGAUAGAGCCAACGGGUGAGAUAAAAGUAGUGUCGUCAGGAGACCAACUCCAUGCUGACGGACCUCUGCGAUCAUCUGGCACUACCAUUCCACAGAGAUCUGUUGAUCCAGCAGUUCUUAAUUCACUUUGCUUAAAAAUUGGAGAAGCCUGUAAAUCUAAAGGAGUGCUUGGUUACUUCUCAGUUGAUUUUGUGACUUUCAUCCAUCCACAAACAAUGGAGCAGCAGGUAUGGGCAACAGACCUUGACCUUUGCUAUAGUGACCAGCUGGCCUUGACUCAGCUCACGUUGUAUGUGUCAGAUGGAAACCUGGAUUGUUGCUCUGGCCUUUCUGAAGUGCCUCUUGGUUCGAGGAAACUGAAAAGCCAAGGCACUCAGCAUAAGGAGACAAAAAUGCCUUCUCCAGGAAGCAGCCGCUGUGCAGUAGCAAGCAGUCAGCUGAGGCACUCCAGCCUUUCAGUCAUCUACUACAGUGUUCUCCUCCAGAUGUGUAAAGCUCAUGGUAUUGGAUUUGACCUCCAGGAAAACCAGGGAACAGUUUUUAUACUGUAUGAUGAUCAGAAGCGAUACAGAUUGGGAAUGAUGAGUCUGCGAGCUGUUGGAGUGGCCCAUCCCCACUUGUGUGAUUUCACUUUAAUUAUUAGCCACGUGCCUUGGAAAAUACAGCCCAUAUGUUAGGGAUAAUGCAUCCUCAGAAGUUGCUCCUCUUGGUAAGAAACACCACCACCUCCUGGAUCACCAGCCUGGGUUGCCAGUCAUAUUAAUAAAUUAGUAAGAACACUGUCACAUAUUUGUCAUAUAUUCUGAUCCUAGAUUGUCUUCCACUAGCUUUCCAGUGUAAUUUCAUUAUCUUAAUGUGGAAUUUUCAAGGAUAUAGCGGUUUGUUAUAAUCUCACUAACAUACCUAAAGCGUCUGUAUAAUCCAUUUUGCUACACUGGAGAUCUGAUGUCAGCUCCAGUUAGCAAACAAGGGACACUGUUCCUCAGAACGAUAUCCUAUUCCAUGACAGUGUGUACUGACAGUCUGUAUGUAGCACUGAGAAACCAAAUCCUCAAAAGGUAAUGUCUAUACUUCUAAAAAAGCUACAGCAAUCUAAGAAAUGCUGACACUGCUGAGAUUCCUGUUAGAUGUCUUUCACAAACUGUAGGCAGAAUUAACAGUUCGUCGAAACUAAUCCAGGUAUUUAAAGUGUUCCGAUGUCUCGCUCCUAACUCAAUGACUGUCUUUUACUUGGAAUAACUGAAACCUUACUGCUUACUUCUGCCGUUGAUUAAUAAAAAUUAUUUAUUACACAAAUCCUUUCUGUUGACAAGUUAAAAUGGAGCCUCAUCUUUCAUAUCUCCCUGAAGAUUGCCACCUUGUGAGAUUGAAAAUCCUCAUUAAAUUCCAUCACCAGACAGGCACAAAUGAGAGGGCGAUUGUUUUUAAGCAUGUGAAGGGAAUCAUUGGUAAACUCAUUUGUU
This is a messenger RNA of Gallus gallus (chicken), 4227 nucleotides long. RefSeq names its product IQ motif containing H (gene IQCH). Gene Ontology annotation, molecular function: protein binding. The record is from RefSeq and is a predicted model, not a curated record. The coding region runs from base 1 to 3441 and encodes 1146 amino acids. NCBI's taxonomy places the organism in Eukaryota, Metazoa, Chordata, Aves, Galliformes, Phasianidae. The transcript is spliced from 20 exons.